This is a messenger RNA of Colletotrichum truncatum, 1248 nucleotides long. RefSeq lists its product as uncharacterized. Gene Ontology annotation, molecular function: zinc ion binding; 5-methyltetrahydropteroyltriglutamate-homocysteine S-methyltransferase activity. Lineage: Eukaryota; Fungi; Ascomycota; Sordariomycetes; Glomerellales; Glomerellaceae. The record is from RefSeq and is a predicted model, not a curated record.
AUGCAAUUCCUAAGUCCAUCUGUCGAAGCGUCUCUAAUGGCUGCCAAAAACCAACAAAGACCCCCCUUCCGUGCGGAGCACAUGGGCUCGCUGCUGCGACCCAAGGCCCUCACAGAGAAACGUAUUGCUCUGGAUGAAAAGAAGGCAGUUGAAAUUGCCGAGGACAAUGAGCUACACCGUCUCGAGGAGGAGGGUGUUCGCGACAUUGUCAAGACUCAGCUCGACCUAGGUUUCCAUGCCAUUAAUGACGGUGAGUACCGUCGCCACCAGUUCUGGGGUAAUUUCUUCCCUGGCCUUGAGGGCUUCGAAGAAGUUCCUGCUCCCAGUUGGGAUAUUUUCCGCAUGUAUGUGCCGGAUAUCGCAGCAUUCAUCGAGAGCGACCACAAGCCUGGCGAAUCUAUUCUCUGCACCGGCAAGAUCAAGCACAAGGGUAGCACUUAUUUGAAAGAGUGGGAGUUCUUGAAGAGCAUCAUACCCGCUGACAAGGUCAAGCACGCGAAGCUGACCCUGCCCGCUCCUGAAUGGUACCACCUGCGAUACAAGAAGGGACAUGCGUACGCAAAGGAUGUUUACGCCAACGACGAGGAGUACUUCGCCGACAUUGCAAAGGCCUACCGCACUGAGCUGGAUAUUCUUUACGAACACGGCGUGCGCAACGUCACCAUUGACGACCCCAACUUGGCGUACUUCUGCUCAGAGAAGAUGCUCCAGGGGUUCAAGGACGCGGGCGAGGACUCGGACGCCCUGCUCCAGUCCUACAUCAAGCUUUAUAAUGACAGCAUUAGCUCCCGACCCGCAGACAUGCACUUGGGCAUCCACCUGUGCCGCGGCAACUUUGCAUACUCGCGCCACUUCUCCGAGGGAGGCUACGACCGCAUCGCUUCGCGGUUGUUCAAGGAGAUCAACGCCGACACCUACUUCCUCGAGUAUGACACUGACCGCGCUGGCGGCUUCGAGCCCCUCAAGGAACUACCCGCUCACAAGAACGUCAUUCUGGGAGUCAUCACAUCCAAGUUCCCUGAGCUUGAGGACCUCGACAAGAUGCGCGAGCGUGUGUUCCAGGCGGCCGACUUCGUCGCGGAGGGCGCGGGCCAGACACGUGAGCAGGCACUGAAGAGAAUUGGCGUCAGCCCGCAAUGUGGUUUCGCUAGUCACCACCUUGGCAACUCGAUUACACACGAGGACCAGACCAACAAGUUGAAGCUAGUGAGGCAGCUGGCCGACUCUAUCUGGCCUGGCGAGCCUUAA